AACAUUCAAGUAUUCAUUAAGCCAGUCGAUUGAAUUUCGACGAUUUUGCGUAUUUCCUGCUUGAUUUCGCUGUUGGAAACAAAGAUAAGUGUUUUAAUUAUUUGUUUAAAGUCUGGCAAACAAGUCUGAAACGUGGGAAAUGCCAGAUGGAAUCUAUUCAUGAACCUGACAAGAACAAACAUCGAUUCCAAAACGAAAAGUACGGAAUUUUUAUUUGAAAUGUGAACCGAGGAAGUCAUGGCCUUUAGACCUUUCCAAGGGURCUCUUUUGAUACUCCUCUUUACCCACAACGAAGGAGUAKAAAGAAGAAUUCUCGUUAAACGUAUAUUCAUCUUAAAUUGGUCUUCGCUUAUCAWUUGGUUUCAAGGUAACAAUGAAAGGGCUGUCAGAUAUAGAAAUAACGAUUUGGUUCGUUGCUUUCGUCGCUGAAGGCGUUGUCAUUAUCUGUUGCAACAUCAUGGCGAUUAUCAUCUUCGCAAGAAAGACUCAUCAGUCAAGAUCAUGCCUUUUACUAGUAAAUCAGUCAAUCGCUGACUUAUUAGUUGGCGGACAGGUCCUCUAUUAUAGCCUUCAGUACGUUUCAAUAAGCCCUCCCMAUUUACCAAAUCAAGAUAAUGGCUGCCGGUCUGUAAACGACACGAUUAAGAUGGUAACUUGGAAUUACUCCAUCGAUGUUUCGCUGUCAUCACUUAUUCUGAUAUCCUUAGAGCGGGCUUUGGCCGUCUUCAGACCAUUUCGCCACCGAGUUCUGAGGACAAGAUCAUAUCAUUGUGCUAUUCUCCUGUUGUGGCUCCUGUGUUCCUUGACAAGUAUUGCUAUCAUAAUCGUUCGAUGUGAAAGUUUUCGGGGUAUUUUAGAAUUUGUCGUUCCUCUGACAUCUCUUCUGAGCUCUCUUAUAAUAAUCCUUGUUGCCUACUCCAGUAUCUACAUCAAAGUCAGGUUUUUUCCCAAUGUACAAAUGAACUGCCAAAGUCAGAGACAGAUUAAACUUUGCAGAACGCUUUUCUAUGCMUCCGCAGCAUCGAUGAUCACCGUUCUUCCUUCCUCWAUUGAGAAAACCUUUUUCAAAGCACAAAGUGAGRACACCAGASAGAAGAUUCCAAACUUGARYGAAUUUACAAUGUGGCUUCUGUUUUCAAAUUCUUUUGUGAACUUUUUUAUUUAUUACUGGMGAUUUCCUGAAUUUAAUGGUGAUCUGAGAAAAUUGUUCCGUUGCAAGAGACCAAUUGUAAACGAAGUGAGCGCCGUUGAGAUGGAAUGUAGAGAACCAAAGUCAAAMGGCGAGCAGUGACGAUAAAAAUAAUAAAUAACUUUAUUUAACGUCUCAUCGCUCUAGCCAGCAGGGUUCGUGCGGCUUUUGGAAAGUUUUGGAAAUCAAAUUUCCUUUUUCCAGGAGCUGGAARGUUUUGGAAAACAUUGGGCUAUGGAAAAGUUUCGGAUUUUUUCUAAACAUCCCACCUUGAAAGAAAGGUUUCUCUUGUCCUGUUAAUUCGAUAAAAAAUGCCGAUUUUUCGUUCAAUAAAUUCAUCUUUUUUCCUAAACUUAAAAAGCCGUAGAAUUACCUUUGAGAGCACAUUUUAUGCCAAUCCAGCUGAUUAAGUGAACAGCGGUGUUUAACUAUUCAUCCAUCCUUGCUCCCCAAUAAAUACCUAUUGAUUAUUAGUGAAGUUUGAGUGCGUAUUCAGGAAUAUUCAUACAAAUUCCUUUAUUGGGACCAUAUUAUACCUCUUAGCAUUAUAUGAGACCUUGCUUUCAUUAUUUAUAACAUCCUGUCUUCAUAAAAAAACAUAGAUAUUAAAACUUUACAUUAUACUUUAAUAACUGAACUUGCAGACAGCAGCACCAAUUAAAUUUAAGUGAACCUGAAAUGAAAAGGUCUUAUGAUUGUGAUGACAGUUGAUUUUAUGGUUAACGGAAGUUGAAAAAAAAAGAGUUAUUAAUAUUAUUCUGUCGAGAAUAAUUCUCUACUCACCACAUCCYCACACAGCUAAAAAGCUACGUGGAAUACUUUUGUCUUCAUCCGCCGUUUCUGUGGCGACAAUCAGACCCCGUGUAAUUGUUCACAUUUAUUACAAUGAGCUGAGACCAGAUGUUGAUCCAAUCGACAAAAACCUGAUGUAAUGGGUAGAGCUAUCGUUUCUCGAUCCUUUUAUUAACUUUGUUUAUGUACGAAAGUUUCCAUGUUGAGCUAAAAACGGCGGUGUUCCGCUGCAUGUAGAAAGCGAAUUGGUAGUGAGGUUUAAGGGAUCGAGACGGCAGGGAAUGAUUUUUUUAAUGUUGCUGAUCAACUGAUCCUAAAUAUAUACUUUCUCACAAAUGGUUUCUCUAUCAAUCAAAAAUAUUGAUUUCCCAUAUCUUUCAUAUAUAUAAAUAUAGCUAUUGUCAUAUAAAUAGCCAGAAUUUUCCGCCUUUUGGUACCAGAGGUAAUUUCACUAUCAAGCUAACGAGAGAAAAAAAGAGAAAACAGCAUUAGUAUACUGUGAAGUCUGCUCUUCAAAAAAGCCGACAAYUUUGCUGUCGUUGUUAUUUAUUUGUUUUUACAAGUUUGAAGGUGAGUUAUCAUAUAUAUAUAUAAACACAAUUAAGAAAAUAUUGCUGGCCGCCGAGAUCGAUAUCACGUAUCAGUUUAUACACUGCAACAUAACAUUGAUUAAAGAGAUAUAAAACAAUAUAACGCAUAAUGUUUAUUUACCACCAAAAAUGACCAAUCUUUGGCGGAUUCAAGAUCAAAGGACAUACAAAUCUAACCCGAUUCUAGAGCGAAACAAAAAAAUGUUUGAUCCUUGAACAACAAACUUUGCAUGUUUUGGUAAUUCCGGCAUAUUUAGGAAAAUUUUGUUGGGCGGACCAAUAUUUUUAGAUAAUUAAACMACUUCGUCCAAAGUUUGACGCAAAAUCCAACAACAUCUAUCAUCAUCCAWCAUCGCGGUGACAGCAAAACGGGGACUCCACUAGAAAUUUUGGUUUGCUUUUCUAUUGAACUGCAAUAAAGCUUUGUGUCCAAAGCCGAGCAAAUAUUGGUUUAAACAAGAUAGUAGAACAUUGAAAAAAUAAUAAUCAAAAGAAUGCAGCUGCUUUCAGAAACGAUAUCUUACAUCUAAAGUUAAUGAAGCAUGAAGCCAAAGGGCAUAAAAACGUAACAAUGUGAUGAUUUCUGCUUAAACAAAGUUGUGAUCGAAAGGCUUAAUGAAUCCUUUCUMGAAGGAUSUAACUUCUUUUAUCCUUCACUAACAACGUGCCACUAUUGUGUAGUUCUAUGCGAAGAGACUGUGGGUGUAUACUGCGCCAUGGAAUAAUCAGUCUUUCAUCGUAUUCUAGAAACUGUGUUUGAUUUUAUUGAUGUAUUGUAAAUGAAGUAGACAGGUGAUCAGAGAAUGAAUUCAUUUUUAGUGGAAUAGAAAGCCGACUGAAGCCUGAAGACUAAGCUGAAUUUGUCCAUUGGCAUUGCUAAACACUUAAGAUCUAACUUUCUAAAGUGGAAAUACUCGUCUCUUAGCACAAGGACCUCUUUCCGCUGUAAGGCAAAUUACUAAUACAGUUUUCGUGUGGUCACAAGGAAACUAAGAGCACUCUUUACCUCGAAUAUCCAAUAUAGUUCAAAUACWCUUCAAAAGCUCGACCUACGUCAUGGAAGUUUUCCAUGCAAUUUUCUCUGUAUUCGCAUAAGGACUUUAAGAACAUCUUUCCACCUGAAAUUUCGAAUACUCUUAAUUUUGGGUCUAGAAGAAGAAGUUUUGG
Messenger RNA from Exaiptasia diaphana, 3739 nucleotides. RefSeq lists its product as uncharacterized. NCBI's taxonomy places the organism in Eukaryota, Metazoa, Cnidaria, Anthozoa, Actiniaria, Aiptasiidae. Gene Ontology annotation, biological process: G protein-coupled receptor signaling pathway. Gene Ontology annotation, molecular function: G protein-coupled receptor activity. The record is from RefSeq and is a predicted model, not a curated record. The transcript is spliced from 2 exons. Gene Ontology annotation, cellular component: membrane. The coding region runs from base 375 to 1292 and encodes 305 amino acids.